AUGUGGGCAAGCAAGAAGCUGAACUUUGAUCUAGAAAGCACGGGGAAAGUUUGGAAGUUGCAAUUGAACCAGCUGGUCGAGUGGCAAAUGAACGCCUACGAAAAUGCCAAGCUCUAUAAGGAGAGAACCAAGAACUGGCAUGAUGACCGCAUAACCAACAGGACAUUCUUCGAGGGUCAACAGAAGAGUCUGCAGUUAGCAUUGGGUACUCGAUUGGAUUUUAGUACAACUUUUCACCUACAGACUGAUGUUAUCCGGCUACCAUUGGCAUGUCACCGUUUGAAGCCCUCUAUAGGAAGAGUUGUAGGUCUUCUGUGUUGGGAUGAGGUAGAAGAGAGGAAAUUGCUAGGACUUGAGCUAAUGCAAGCCACGAAUGAGGUAAUACAAAAGACUAGGGGUCAUGUGCAAACAGCUCAGAGCAAACAGAAAAGCUACGUCGAUGUGAGACGUAAGGACCUAGAAUUUGAGACUACUGUUAAAGUGUUCUUAAAGCUGGCACCUAUGAAGGGUGUUUUGAGGUUUGGAAGGAAAGAGAAGCUGAGCCUGAGGUUCAUUGGACCUUUCGAGGUCUUGGAGCGAAUUGGUCUCGUAGCUUAUCGAUUGACAUUGCUUCCAUCACUUUUUUCAAUUCAUAAUGUCUUCCAUGUUUUGAUGCUAAGAAAGUAUGUAACAGAUCUGUCCCAUGUAGUUGACUUUGAGCCAUUGUGGUUGAAUGGCAGCUUGAGUUAUGAAGAGAGGCCUGUGCAGAUUCUCGCCAGAGAGGUGAAGAUGUUACGCAAUCUUGAGUUAUAA
Molecule: messenger RNA, 792 nt
Organism: Benincasa hispida (wax gourd)
Lineage: Eukaryota; Viridiplantae; Streptophyta; Magnoliopsida; Cucurbitales; Cucurbitaceae
Source: RefSeq, a predicted model, not a curated record